GAAUAACACAGCAUUUAGGCUCACAUAGGUUGGGCUCCAAAACACACACACACGCACACACACACACACGCACACCUCUGCACGGUCAGAGGGAGGCGGAUCUCGGAGUAGACUCCAGGACUUCCUCAGCAAAGAGAGCGGAGCCGACAGCGCAAUCAUGGAUGAUUCUGCUCCACGUCCUGGUUGCUCUAUGUUUGCGUGGCUGGUGGGAGCGUCACAGGUGCUGGGUUUGACGUCUGUGGUGCUGACCGGUGUGUGGAUGGGUCACUACCGCGGGGGCUUCGCCUGGGACGGCUCAGCGCGGGAGUUCAACCUGCACCCUCUGUGCAUGGUGCUGGGCAUGGUCUUCCUGCAAGGCGACGCCAUCCUGGUCUACAGAGUCUUUCGGAAUGAGGCAAAGAGGAACGUAAAGCUGCUACACGGCAUCAUUCACCUGCUCGCCCUCGUCAUCAGCAUCAUAGGUUUUGUAGCUGUGUUUGACUUCCACAGAGCAGCAAAGAUUCCAGACAUGUACUCUCUACACAGCUGGUGCGGAAUGGCUACCUUAGUCUUAUUCUGCUUACAGUGGGUGAUGGGUUUACUGUUCUUCCUAUUUCCCGUUGCAUCGUCGUGGUUACGAGCCUCAUACCUCCCCAUCCAUGUGUUCUCCGGUCUGGUUCUGCUGGUUAUGGCCAUAGGAAGCAGCCUGCUUGGCAUCACGGAGAAACUCCUCUUCAGCAUCAUGCCGACCUACUCUGGGUUCGCCCCUGAGGGGGUCCUGGCCAACAUCUUGGGGAUCCUGCUGGUGUGUUUCGGGGUGCUGCUGGGCUACUUGAUCACCAGGGAGGAGUACAGACGUCCGCCAAACCCAGAGGAAGAGUCUUUGUCUGUCCACUUCAAGACCCUGACUGAGGGGGGGUCACCCACCACGCCCUGACCCCUCAGUGUGACGCCUCACUCCCUCCCCCUCACCUGGACCCCAAACAUUGUCCUGCCAACAGACUAGCUGCGCCACCGGUCUCUGUUAAUACUUAGUUACAAAGGCAUCCGUUUAAACACAAAUGGCCGUGAUCGCUGUCAGAAAAGAGACAAAAGUUUAGGUUUAGUUCAGUGAAAUCAAUAAAAUGAUGGACAGGAAGCUUUAAUUAUCGUCUCUCUCCCGUUAUCAUGCCAACCUGAACCAUUUGAUUCAGAUUACUGAACAGACAACUUUCACCCCAAAUUUAUUUACCCGACCUAACUGAACCUGACUGGUGCUGCCAAACUUGAGAGCCAAACCUGACCCCAGGCUUUAUUUUUUGCUUUAUUUCACUUGCCACACGAUAUUGGCUACACUCUCAGUGUCUUUAUCGCUCCCCCACUGGGCACUGGGAGAGAAAGAAGGAAACAUCGGAAUUGAUUGCAUUUGAAAACAAUCAAACCCUUAACUAAACCAAGACUAAAGCUUUACGCAACAGAAAAGGCUCGAACCCGACCCGCAACCCGAGACUUUAUUGUAGCCAUCAGGUCAGGUUAUCAGAAUUCUACUUGGACAGUGCAGUCCUGCAUAGGCCUACAGGCCAGAUGUUGGCACUAGAAAUGUCCAGAGUGGGUGUCUGGGAUGAUCUGGGCAUAUUUUAAUAGAUCGGUAUUGGCUAAAAUAAAAUCCAUCAAAUUCCGAUGCUUUCUUUACUGUGCUCUACUGGGUUUUGUCCACGUCAGACUGCUAGUGUUGCUAAGUGCGUGAAUGUGAAAAAUGAUUUGGGCCGCACUGAUGCGAGUGAUUCUGAGUUCUGAAACCUGGAUUUGCAAAACACACGGAUUCGCUAAAUUCUGACGCCGAGUCUGUUAUCUUUCCUCUCUCUUUCUCAUUAGCAAACAGCAGCGUACAAAGCGUUCAGGUAGCAGCUUCUAAUUUUUAGCCGGCACUGACCGUCGCUUUCGCCAGUUAAAACCGACAAACGGCGCAGGUGGCAGGUCGUAUCAGCUGUCACUCAUUAACAUUCAUUCCACGAGUAACUUGGUGACAAGCCAAAAUGAAACUUGGUUGUUGUCGGGUUCGUGUGUCUGUACUCAGCCAAAGGUCAUUUGUGAGGGACGAAGCUCCACACUGUAACAUCACUGUGCAAUCAGAGGGGGCUGAUACGUCUUCUCCAGUAAAACAAUCUAGCUGAUCGCGUCAGGAGUCAGCAUUCUCCCAGUUAAACUGUCAUUCAUAUCGUAUCAAUAAUUUAAGCCGAUCAGUUUAAUAGUUUAAAUCCAGGACCUUCAGUAUUGGGAACAAGUAGCUUGUGAAAAAUUAGGUCUGCCAAAUUUAGUAUUCUACACCUGUUAUUCCAGUGUGCUGCAUACGUAACGAAUCAACAUUGCAUAUUUUUUUCUGCUAUAUAUAUAAUUAUUUUUACUAUACAUAUUGAGCAACCUUGGUACAAACAUUUCUUUUUCAGUUACGUCCCUAGUUGGCUAUAUUACAGUUCGGCUCUGUUACACACCAAAGGCAGAACUGAUACUAAACAUUGUGCUCACAUUUGGCCAUCUCCUAUAUAGGCAUUCCAUUUGGAACCACCCAUGUCUGCCAGCUUGAUUUUCACCAAUUUGGAUUAAUCACCGAGCAUAAUAAAUAAAAUUUAAAAAAAAAAUUAUUUUAUGGACAAAGGAGGAGGAGGACAAAAGCUUUAAUGUCUGAAAAAUAAUAAUACUGUCUAUACUCCAUAAUUAGUAACGAGCUGUAAACUUUUAAAAGUCACAUUGUAGAAGGUUAAGCUUUUGUGAAAAUGAUUUACAUCACACUACUUUUGCAGGUCGCAACACUAUAAAUUGCACAAGAAGUCUGUCCUUUUAUCUGACGUCCUACAGGAUCUGUCCCAGAUCCAAGUGGCGAGAAUCCCAGUCAGUACAGUUUGUCCACAAAAUAUAUUGCAUAAACAAGUAUUCCAUUUGUCCAUUAGUACGCUGUUUGUAUUUAAAUGGACUGUCAUGAAAAAAAUAUAUGUUCAGUGUAUUAAGAUGAAUCUUAUUAGAGUUUUGGUUACAUGAUGCAUUUUUACCUAAAGCUGUUCAAUUCAUAUCUUUGAACGUGAUUAACCAAAUUACAUACAUGUAGCUACAGUUUUUUUUGUUUUUUUGCCUUGACUUCAGGACUCAGCACUAGUGCCUAAUACAAAGCUUUAACAGAAAAUGCGCAUUAGUGGAUGUUGUUUGUGUUUACAUGUCUUGACAGUGUCAUCUUUCAAAAGGAAGUCUUAAUCUCACUGGGACAACCUUAAAUAAACAAACACGCAAAAGAA
Molecule: messenger RNA, 3245 nt
Organism: Siniperca chuatsi (mandarin fish)
Lineage: Eukaryota; Metazoa; Chordata; Actinopteri; Centrarchiformes; Sinipercidae
Gene: cyb561
Product: transmembrane ascorbate-dependent reductase CYB561
Exons: 6
Coding region: 158-916 (252 amino acids)
Cellular component (GO): lysosomal membrane
Molecular function (GO): oxidoreductase activity
Source: RefSeq, a predicted model, not a curated record